AUGAGGAAGAGAAGCAGUAGCAACGCCAGUAGGAGAAGCUCAACAAACAGAAGACGCAGUGAGAAUUUGCGUUUCGAUGAAUUCGGUUUUGCUAUUCUUACCAAAAGAAAGGACCAAAAACUUCAUCAUCGAUGUCAUGACUACAGCUACCCCCAGCUGAGCUCACUGAGGGUCAAAGAGCUGUGUGAGCUGCUCAGCUACUGGAAUGGAGCCAGCUUUAUUUGCAAGAGCCAGAUUGAGCGAUUUAUCAGAAUGGGUAUUCCUCCGAGCCUGCGAGGCAGAGUGUGGAAGUGUCUUCUCAACACUGAAAGUCUGAGAGAAAGCAGUGACUUCAACUACCAGAAGUGCUUGUCAGAGGUGCGAGGGCCCCUGGUGGACUUGGGUGUCAGUGAGUACGGCAUCCUCUCAGCAAUAGCAACACUCAGCGACACACAGAAUGAUCUGGACUUGAAUCAUCAGCAGUCCUCCAGCUGUCCUGAUACCUGCUACUCUGUAGAUGACAUCACAUUGUUUCGACAGAUUGCCUUGGACCUGCAGCGCUCCUUCCCAACCCACCGCUCUCUGAUGGGGGAGAGCCCAGAAGCCAUCGAGGGUCAGGCCAAGCUUUUCAGGGUCCUCAUUGCCUAUGCCAAGUACAACCCACAGGUUGGAUACAGCCAAGGGAUGUCCUACAUAGCUGCUGUGCUGCUGAUGCAGUUGGGAGAGGAGGAGGCAUUUUGGGCUUUGACCGCCCUGUUGGAUAAACCCAGAUAUCUGGCUGAACUGUUUGACCUCAGCCUCACCAAGGUCCAACAUCAGGUGAAGGUGUUUGACCAAUUCCUGAAACACAGGAAGCCAAAGCUCUCUCAGCACAUGGAGUCAGUGGGAGUCUUAUCAGUCCACUUUGUGAUGCCAUGGUUCCUUACACUCUUCACUUCCUUGCCCUGCUGGGACUCUGUCCUUGCUGUCUGGGAUCAUAUUUUUCUCCAUGGCCUGUCAGCUGUGUUUCGUAUCGCUCUGACCAUCAUCGAGCUCCUGGAGCCUCGACUGAUGGAGCUGAAUGAUGAAGGAGCAGUGUUACCCCUGCUGCUGAGAGUACCUGUUGAUGUGGCCCAGUACACUGUUUUGGUCCCUGCCCUGUGGGCUACUGAGGUCCAGGACUGGGAGCUUAAAUGUAUGAACAGUCUGGUGAUGGACGAGACCCACCAUGCAUCCAAAGCAGAACAGUGUGAAAAGCAGAAGGACACACUUUCCAGCCAAAUCAGAGGUAAAGAGGAAGAAAAUGUAUCAGCGCCAUCAGAAGGAGAAAAAAAUACUGAGAAAGACACAGUUGCAGGGGCUAAAAGUGUCCUGACUCGGGUGAUGCGUCUGGCCCAGCGGUACCUGUUAGAUCCAAUGGGCCGUCAGAGGGCUGAAGAGAAGAUUUCACAAACACAAGCCAAGCCCAGACAGCGUAGUCCUGCACCUGGACGAGUUUUCAGGAGUCGGACCUCAGCUUCACUGACACAAGCUCAGAUCAGAUCCAGGAGGCAGAGCCAGCAGAAAGGCAGAGCCCAGCAGCCGGUAGGGCAGGGGAAUAGUGGUGAUGUCACUGUGACAGAUACAGCUGGUUGUGGGAAAUCUGACAGAUCAGAGCAAACCUUCAAGAGGGCAGGCACUGGACCCGUUGGCAAGGUGGCCCGUCAUCAUAGUAACCACAACAUCAGAGUCAAGUCCCUCCGUCUUUUACGAAAUGGAAAGAACUCAUCAAGCAAGACCCCUGCUUCCUCCUCUAUCCUCCCUUCAUCGCUCCGUUCCUCUACCCUUCCUCCACUGUCCUCCAUCCCGUCUUCAACUCCUCCAUCAUCCAGUCCCUCUCAAAGCGACGAGCAACACAAGCAGCAAAACACAACCAGGAUGGCUUUCAUCAAAUUCUGGAACCAGAACAGGAGGUUCCUUGAAAGUGGUGACAGUCGGAGUUGUCGUCCAGACAUCAGAUCAGUGUCCCAGUCAGGAAUGUCCGGGAGUCGACGCUGAUCUGACCCUGAAGAGGUGAAGGGAUAAAAUCCACUACAUGUUUACAUUAUUACAUGUUUACAUUAUGAAACCACUUUAGUUAGUUAUGUAAAUCACAUGAUCUUGUUUGUUCUGGGACCUAGAUAAGUAACUAGCUCACACAAAAACCCGAAAUGAAAUCGGUGCACAGGUCAUGUGGGGACGUCAGUAAACACCUGUGUAAACCUGUAUUGGUUUAAGCUGCAGAUCAUCUGAUGUGACCCAGAUUGUGUAGACUAGGUUAUGUCGAGCUUUAAAGCCAGAAUCUGAAACCUGCUGAUUGUUUUAAGUAGUACACUGUAUGUGUGUGUGCGUGCACAUAUGCAUGUGCAUGUAGACCUGAAACUGUUUGAUAUUACUUUGUGCUGAGCUAGUGCUGCCUAUUUUUCCACUUGACCCAUGAAUGGAUA
Molecule: messenger RNA, 2423 nt
Organism: Seriola dumerili (greater amberjack)
Lineage: Eukaryota; Metazoa; Chordata; Actinopteri; Carangiformes; Carangidae
Product: TBC1 domain family member 8B-like
Exons: 16
Coding region: 1-1995 (664 amino acids)
Source: RefSeq, a predicted model, not a curated record